UUAUCUGUAUCUUCUAUGUAUCUUUCAUACAAUUUCUCAAAGGCUCCGCAUCCAGCUUGUCCAUAUAUAUCAAUUCAUGUAACAGAUUAUAAAUACAUUAUAUUGAAUUACAUUCUUCGAAAGAGUUAGAGAUAGGAUAUUUUAGGCAGCAACUUGCCUUGUAUUACAAGCUGUUCUAUUUUUAAAUUUUACUUUACAUGUCUAUAUAACUUGAGUUUUGAAGGGGAACCCAUCUCACUUUUGUUGAAGAGGAGCUUUCGUGUAAAAACAGAAAAUGGGUCAGUUGCUUUGCUGUAUACAAGUUGAUCAAUCCACUGUAGCUAUCAAGGAAAGGUUUGGUAAGUUUGACGAAGUUCUCGACCCAGGAUGUCAUUGCUUGCCGUGGUUUCUUGGUAGUCAAGUAGCUGGUCAUCUAUCACUGCGGCUGCAGCAAUUGGAUGUGCGAUGCGAGACAAAGACAAAGGAUAAUGUUUUUGUCAAUGUCGUUGCAUCUAUCCAAUACCGUGCCCUUGCUGAUAAGGCGAAUGAUGCAUUCUAUAAACUCAGCAAUACAAGGAGUCAAAUCCAGGCAUACGUGUUUGAUGUAAUUAGAGCUAGCGUCCCAAAGCUCAACCUGGACGAUACUUUCGAGCAGAAGAAUGACAUUGCGAAAGCAGUUGAAGAUGAACUUGAGAAGGCCAUGUCUGCUUAUGGGUUUGAGAUUGUUCAGACCCUCAUUGUUGAUAUAGAGCCAGAUGAGCACGUGAAGCGAGCCAUGAAUGAAAUCAAUGCAGCUGCAAGGCUUAGGGUGGCAGCGAAUGAGAAGGCAGAAGCCGAGAAAAUCCUGCAAAUCAAGCGAGCUGAGGGUGAGGCAGAAUCCAAGUAUCUGUCAGGCUUGGGCAUUGCCCGUCAGCGCCAAGCAAUUGUGGAUGGAUUGAGAGACAGCGUCCUCGGCUUCUCUGUCAAUGUGCCAGGGACAACGGCAAAGGACGUCAUGGAUAUGGUUCUGGUUACUCAGUACUUCGACACGAUGAAGGAGAUUGGUGCGUCCUCCAAGUCUUCUGCCGUAUUCAUUCCCCAUGGACCCGGAGCUGUCCGUGAUGUUGCCAGUCAGAUCCGUGACGGGUUGCUACAGGGAUCCGCGCCCCACCAAUAAAUUUUAGUGUUUUGGCACAAACUAUGUUGUGGGGUAUGUGUUCGCAGACUCUUACCAAGUCUUUUGUGGGUUUUUUCUUCAGAUGGUGAUUGUUUGUUUCCUUUGCUUUUGCAAGGUCUAGUAUAUGUGUCGUUUGCCUGAAUAUGUGUUUAUAUUCUCCCAAUUUUAAUGACGUAAAAACCUGUAGAAUUGUAUAUGUGGCUUCUCUCCCAUUUGCUUGUAUUUUUUGAUAUAGUAGCUUCACUCUCUUCAGCUUUA
Magnolia sinica is the source of this 1393-nucleotide messenger RNA. Its product is annotated as hypersensitive-induced response protein-like protein 1. Bases 275 to 1135 code for a protein of 286 amino acids. The record is from RefSeq and is a predicted model, not a curated record. The transcript is spliced from 7 exons. Lineage: Eukaryota; Viridiplantae; Streptophyta; Magnoliopsida; Magnoliales; Magnoliaceae.